AUGCCGCAAAAGCCACCCAACACCACCAUCUCGAGGUUGAGACGUUCGCUGGCCUCCGGCCGCCGCAAGGAGGCGGCCACACUCGGCAAGCAGCUGGUGGAGAGAUGGCGAAAUCAGAGCGCGCGGAAGUGCCCCGAGCUCUCGCGGAUUCUCUUAGGAGAGGCCUCGCCUCACGUGCUGCAGGGCUUCUGCCCUUAUGGCUUUGCCGCGGCCCUGCGCGCAGCCUCCUGGUCUCUCAAGCGCUCUCGCCGGGGAGACAGGGAACGCCGGAAGCUGCUGGACGAUGCGCUGUCAUGUGCUGCCAUGGGGGAGAAGUGGUGGACCUGGAACUUCUUCUCUGACACCCGCUGGCAAAGCGCGGUGGAGCCCCUAGACCUGGCGCAGGAGCGGGCGCUGCUGCGCUGGGCGCCCAGGACGAGACCGGGCGCCCGCAAGAGUGAGGACCUCUACCUGGCCGAGUACCAUCAACAGCUGGAUGUUGCUCUGGCCCUGCGCCUGCCCGAGCGUCAGAGCACGGCGCCGCUUCGGAAGGAGAUGCUGCACUUUGCUGGCUUCGGUGUCCACACGACCACCUUGUUGGAGCCAAUGUUCGCGAUGAAAAGGGUCUUGCCAGAGACUAUGGCCUUCGAGUUCGUGCUGUUUGGGGCCACCCACCCACCAUCCGAGAAGUUGAUGUCGGAGGUGUGCUUGCCAGAUUCUCAGCGCCUACAGUGCCGGCUAUCGUACUCGCCUUCGCCCGACUGGUGGACGAACCUGGUGGACCAGCGGCCACUGCAGCCGACCCUGGACACCCUGAGCAAGGUGAUCCUUGCGGACAGCUUUAUCCGGCAGUCGCACUGCCUCGUCUGCGGUGGAGGCAACUCCCCAACCCUGUGCCUCCUCUUGCGCAUGGUGACGGACUUGCCCAUGCUGAUCACGCUUCAAGCGCCCCUGGCCUUCCGCAUGCCCCCUGACGAGGACCACCGGGCCUUGCUCGUCGCCCUCUUCCGCGAGGUGGCCAGGCCCUCGCCCGCAAGCAGAGGUCGCACAGUGACGUCUACGAGCUUGAUCUUCCUCCAGCGCCAGGUGUGGAUCCAAACUGGCUGCCUUUUGCCCGUGGUGCGCAACCACAACUUGUAUGCUGCGGAGGCUGCUCAAGCUGGUCCUGGUGACCCGACGGAUGCCAGAGAAGUCCUCUUCUGGCAGAACCACGUGGCUUUGAAACCGGAUGUCUCCAUGUGCCUGUGGCGUUACCUGAAGCAGCAGAUCAAAGAUGAGGGGGACUUUCCCUUCAAUCUGGUCUUCAAGAACAUAAGGCGCCUGCCCGGCAAGGGGCCGAGACGUAAGGUCUAUAGCCUACCUGGAGACCUUGAUGGUUCCAUGGCAACCUAUGCCGGGCUCAGCAAUCGCUUUGCAGCGGCAGUGCUCUUCCCUCAUGACGUGGGGAUGAUCUCAUUCGACGACCUGUACGCUGUGGCACUGCCCAUCUUUAUGCCCGAUCCGGAGCUCGUCGUAAAUAUCGCCUACGCGCAGCUUGUGAGCACCAAGAACUAUCCUUGGUACCUGCUGCGUGGGGAGCACGCCAAGCUCCACUACGCACGGGCUGACGAUCUGGGCCCGCCAUGGAAUCCUGGUUGGGGAUGGGCCGAGGCCUGGCGGAACUCCAGCGAAAUCUACACUGGCGCUGCCAAGCUUACUGCGGAUACCUUGCGACAGGCAAUCGCAACUGCCAACUAUGUCCUGCUGCCUCACAUCUAUCGCUUCUUCUCCAUUACAGACUUGCUCCACCACCUGGCCAGUUUGGAAACUGGGGACUUGCUCAAGACGCGGCAAGCCAUGCGGAAGGCCUCCCUGGACGCCUGGGAGGUGACGUCCGAGUUCUACCGCCGGGCGUGCAGCUACCUGCUGGCUUAG
This is a messenger RNA of Symbiodinium natans, 1893 nucleotides long. NCBI's taxonomy places the organism in Eukaryota, Dinophyceae, Suessiales, Symbiodiniaceae. The record is from the annotation of a GenBank genome assembly.